This is a messenger RNA of Homarus americanus (American lobster), 5117 nucleotides long. RefSeq names its product delta-1-pyrroline-5-carboxylate dehydrogenase, mitochondrial-like (gene P5CDh1). Gene Ontology annotation, cellular component: mitochondrial matrix. The record is from RefSeq and is a predicted model, not a curated record. Gene Ontology annotation, molecular function: L-glutamate gamma-semialdehyde dehydrogenase (NAD+) activity. The transcript is spliced from 12 exons. NCBI's taxonomy places the organism in Eukaryota, Metazoa, Arthropoda, Malacostraca, Decapoda, Nephropidae. The coding region runs from base 62 to 1765 and encodes 567 amino acids.
GGUGCGCACCACAGCUACGCACCAGCAGACGACACAGUUAGUCCUCAGCUGUGACUACACCAUGUUAUCGUCCGCCAGAAUUUCUCUCCGUUGUACAAUUCAGAGGCUUCAUGCCAGGGCAUCAUCAACAGUUGUCAAGGAUACCCAGAUUCCAGACUUCUCCGUGGAGAAUGAGCCACUUUUGGAUUACCUGCCAGGCAGCCCAGAACGAGCUGAACUGGAGGCUGCCAUUGCUAAACAUGAGUCACAGGUAGUAGAUGUGCCUAUCAUGAUUGGGGACAAAGAGUACCGUACAGACCUUGUCCAGCACCAGGUGAUGCCCCACAAGCACUCUCACAAGUUGGCCAAGUUCUACUACGCCAAUUCAGAACUCGUACAAAAAGCUAUUGACACAGCAAUGGCUGCCCGUGUCAGCUGGGAGAAAGUUCCCCUCCGUGAAAAGUUUGACAUGUGGCUUAAGGCAGCAGAUCUGAUGGCAGGCAAAUAUCGACAAGACCUUAAUGCAACCACCAUGUUGGGUCAGAGUAAGACCAUUAUUCAAGCUGAGAUUGAUGCUGCAGCUGAACUUAUUGACUUCCUAAGAUUUAAUGCUCUAUAUGCCAAAGAAGGAACCAAAUGGCAGCCAAUAAGCCCAGCACCUAAUGUAACAGUCAACAAGCUGAGACUGCGUGGCAUGGAAGGCUUUAUAGCAGCAGUGUCACCCUUUAAUUUCACUGCCAUUGGAGGUAACUUAGCCUACACUCCUGCAAUGAUGGGUAAUGUUGUUCUUUGGAAGCCUUCUGACACUGCUAUACUGAGCAACUACACAGUGUACAAGAUCAUGCGGGAGGCCGGUGUUCCAGGCGGUGCUGUGAGCUUUGUCCCUGCCGAUGGUCCAGUCUUUGGAGACACAAUUACAAAAUCUCCUAACUUGGCAGCCCUUAACUUCACUGGAUCUGUCCCAACCUUCCAGCGACUGUGGAGUCAAGUGGGACAGAACUUGUCAAAAUACAAGAGCUUCCCUCGCCUAGUGGGAGAAUGUGGUGGUAAGAAUUACCACUUGGUGCAUCCAACUGCUGAUGUUACCUCAGUUGUUAAUGGCACUAUACGCUCAGCCUUUGAAUAUUGUGGACAGAAGUGCUCGGCUUGUUCACGUGCCUACAUUCCUGAAUCGUUGUGGCCAGAGAUUAAAGAAAAAAUUUUGGCAGUCCACAAAGAGCUGAAGGUUGGUGAUGUUAGAGAAUUUGACUCCUUCAUGUCAGCUGUGAUUGAUGCAAAAGCCUUUCAACGCAUCAGUAGUUACAUAGAACAUGCCAAGUCCUCUCCAAACCUUUCCAUUAUUACUGGUGGAAAAUGUGAUGACAGUUAUGGUUACUUCAUAGAGCCGACAAUUGUACAGACAAAGGACCCCCUUGACCGCAUCAUGACUGAAGAGAUCUUUGGCCCUGUCCUUUCUGUUUAUGUUUAUCCCGAUAAUCAAGUUGAUGACAUGGUAAAGCUUGCCAACACGUCUACCCCCUACGCCCUAACUGGAGCUAUAUUUGGACAAGAUCAAUCAUGGUUGGAAAAAGCAGCAGAUGAACUGAAGGAUUCUGCAGGUAACUUCUACAUAAAUGAUAAAUCAACUGGAUCUGUAGUAGCACAACAACCCUUCGGAGGAGCUCGUAUGUCAGGAACCAACGACAAAGCCGGAGGUUUGCAGUACGCCCUCAAGUGGACUUCACCCCAAGCCAUCAAGCAGACUAUGGUGCCACUUACUGAUGUUAAGUAUCCAUAUAUGGAAUAAAUGUUCUGCAUAUCAACAGUUAUGGAUGGUGUGAGGUUGAUCACAGUCUAUCUUGUCCCUCCACAUUUUGUGCACCUUUGUUUCAUAUUGCAUUCAGUAGAACAUCUUCUGAUCAAAUAUUUAAAACAUCAGUGUAUGAUUUGGUGCUUCUGCCAUAUGUUGCGCUCACAUAAAUUGUAGCUGUGACAAGAAUCCCAGAAUGAUCAUCAGUGUAGACUUGGAUUUUCAGUUCCAUCUUGGUUGUAAGUUGCUACGAAUUAAUUCUUGAAAGAUAUCCAUCUUGUUUAUAUACUGUCAGGAAUAUUCAUUCUUGGUAAUUUGCAUCAUAACUUCACAAGCAGAACUCCAUUUUCUAUGAGUUUAGUUAAUUGGUAUACUACUGAAUGGUAUAUGAAUACAGUAGUUAAUUGUUUUCUCCCUCUAGAAAAAGGUUUGUGCUCAGUGGAAAAUUUUUUUUCCAUAAUUAUAUAUACAUUAUUAUGGAAUGGCAGUUAACAGAAUGCCAGGUAAAUAUAAUUUGAAAAUAAAUGGAACACAGAAACAAAAUCCCAGUUCGAUAUAAUCUAGAAUUUGUUUAUGUAGCAAUACUGCAUUGGUUGGAGUAAGUAUAAUUAUGACACACAUUGAGUAUUUUAGGAGCCUGUCCAGUUUCAUAGUGGUACUAAGAUUGAUACAGUAUUUGUAACUGAAAUUACACGUGAAGACUUAGAAUAUACUGGAUAAUAAAUUUGGUGUAAUUGAAGUAGUAGUCAGGGUAUCAAUGAGUUUAGUAAAAAAUAAAUAAAAUUAAGUAAAAUUUUCCAUAUUGCGCCACUGGUACUUUCUGCCCAGGUACGGUACACAAAAGAAAAUACAGGGUAGCCACAUAGAGCAUUACAGUAGUAGUAAGGAACACAGAAGUAGCAACAACCCCAAACAAGUCACAUAAGACUAGUCACUUUCUUUCCUCUAUUGAAUUAUGUUGAGUCAGUUAUUAUGGAUGUACAGUAUAUAGUAGGCACAUCUUUGUGAAAAUUUUCCUGAUUUAUUUAUAUUAUUAUGAAUUGCUGUCAUGCUUGUAAAUAUGCAGAUUAAUACAAGCAUUUAUACACGGACUGCUUAGAAUGCAGGAACCAUAAUAGCGGAGGAUCCUUUUUAUGGUUUGUGUUGUAAGAGUAAUUACUACUAGAUGAUGCCACUAAUUAAUAAUAAAAAAAAUAAAAAAAUGAAAAGUUUCACGUGAGAAAACCUUCCAUUCGUUUAGCUUUUAUACAACCCAUGAAAUUGUGGUUGUUAAAUGGUGUAAGUGUUUGUUGGGACUUUUUAAAAUUUAUAUUCACUUUAGUUUCUUUGCCGAAUUUUUUUAAUUGGAAAAUAUUACUUAAUGGAAAAUACAGGUCAUGAUUGUUCACUGUUGAGGAUUCUUGGUUUUACAAUUCCAGGUUUAUGCUCCUUAAAUUUACAAAUAUUAUUUUUGACUGGUUGUGGACACCUCAUGCUUCUGUAGGUAGAGUAAACAUUUCCAUGAGCUGUACACACAGAUGGGAUAAAGGAUCAUGACCUUCCAACAACUUUACAGAGGGAAGGGUAGAGUUAAGUGUAAAUGUAGAUAUUUCUCCUUCACCCAGAGCAAAAUUACUGUUCUUUACUGAAUGAAACUAUUAAUUUAAAGUAGUGUGUGAUCACCUGAGCUGUCUGACACAACUUGAAAGACCAUUCUCCGAUCUUCCAUGUCAUUAUGCCUUAAUGUGAUAGCACACAAACACAAUUUCCAAUGAUAUGGGAAACUUUAAUCAAUAUAUAUAUUUGUUGUCGCUUUAUGAUGAUCAAGUGAGCUUGUUAAGAUAAUGAAUUUAUUUCUCAGUUUGAUGGUAGACUAAUGUUGAAGUCUUAUUUUAUUUUGUGAUUUAUUUAGAAUACAAGGUGGACUCCUGUAUUCCACACCUGAAAAGCACAUUUAAAGAAUAGUUACAUUUUUUAGAAAGGAAUUUUGUUGUCAGUCUUGCACUUUUUCAUGCUGGACCCCACCCAAGUGAAACAAAAAAGAUGUGCAAAAAUUCAGAUUUAUGCUGGAUCAAAAUUUACCCUCGAUAAACUCGUAGACCCUUUACUGUAUAUAAUGUUGAGGAAUCUAUAGAAUCCACAAAACAGUUAUGAAAUUGUGGCUACUUAUUUGUCUUUAGUUAUGGAUGCCUGUUAUUUUUAGUAACUCAUUGCCUCACAUAUAAAUCGUGUCCAGGGUUAUGUAGAGAGGAUUAUCAGAUAGUUAUAUCUAUAUUAGUAGUGUAUGAGAAUCAUGAAAGUUUAAUAGUAUAUUAAAAGACUUGAAAAGUAUAAACUUCAUGGAGUUCUGGUAUAUCCUGUACAAGUGUACUUCUUUAGCAAUCAUCAUUCCUGUUAAAUCUUUAUAUUUUAAACAUUGUCUGGGGGAAAAUAUCCAGUGUGCUUUUGCUGCAAGUCUGCUCAGUUCUAGUUUACAGUUUGAUUAUGUAAAUAAAAAAAAAUUUCCUUUAGAUAAAUUAGUGAGAUUUCUUAUUUUAAAUAAAUAUUUCCUUAUUUAAACCAAAAUCUUUGGAAAUUGUUGAGUGCAGUUACCUAAAUGUUCAUAAGAUUUUAUUUUCUCUACACAUUUAUGGUGUAACAAGCAUGGAUGAUGAUAUGUGAUAUAUAGCGGCUGUAUAACUAAUGUAUAGCCAUACAUUGGAUAUUAAUUUAGAAUAUUUAAUUUCCCACCGUGUGAAAAAGAUAUCAAUAAAGAUUAGAUGUUGUUGACUGAUAAUGUUUUAGUGACAAGAUACCCUAUCAUUUUCAGUUCCAUAACUAUUUAAUGUAUAUUUAUAACUGGAAAGUCAUGGGGGAUAAAUUACUUUAGAAGAGUUUGUCCAAAAUUAUUCCAUUGCCUUGAUAAUUAGCCUGAAAAUUCACAAAAAGCUCAUAAUGGCCAAAACAAAGAGAUACCACAAUAGCCAUGAAAGGUGGUUUGAGGGUCAUCAUGGGGAGUCAACAGGCAAUCUUGUCAAGUUUAAAAGGAAUAAUUGUUACCAAGAAUAAGAUUAACUAAUUAAAGCAACCUUAACUAACAACUUGUUUUUAAGGAUCCAUAGCGAUUAGAAUGAGAUUGUGCACUAAAUCACUAUAAAUGGCCAAUGUGUCCAGGCUGCUUUAACCUUUGGGUAUUUGUGGGGAUGGAUGGCCUUGUUACUGUCUAUAAUGUGUGUCCUCCUCACCAAUGUCUAUAUUUCUUGUUAAUGGUGGCCAGGGCCUUGCUGUCUACCUAAAGAUAAUCAACAUUGUCGAAAAUUGAUUAAUUUCUUUCGUAUAUAAUGUCAUAAUAACACAAACUGUAUUUUCUAUAAAAACCGAGUUAAAUGAA